Gossypium raimondii (Peruvian cotton) is the source of this 1203-nucleotide messenger RNA. RefSeq lists its product as uncharacterized. The record is from RefSeq and is a predicted model, not a curated record. The transcript is spliced from 2 exons. NCBI's taxonomy places the organism in Eukaryota, Viridiplantae, Streptophyta, Magnoliopsida, Malvales, Malvaceae. Bases 1 to 1203 code for a protein of 400 amino acids.
AUGGUGGUGACUGAAUAUGAGCAUUAUGUCCGCUUUGAGGAUGGACUCAGGGGCAAUUUGAGAGUUCUAAUAGCUCCGCAGAGGGAGAUUGACUUUUCAACAAUAGUAGAAAAGGCGAAGAUCACUGAGGAGGUGAAACCCGCUGAGCGCCAAAAUCAGGAUAAAGAGAGAGGCAAGAAUAAGAGGGAUUCGGAGCCCUUGAGUUCUGCGAUGAGGCCUAAGAAAAAGGUCAGAUAUAGUGGGCCAAUUAGAGUUGGGGCCCCUGUUGCACCUACUGGGAUCACACUUUGUGGGCAUUAUGGAAGACGCCAUCCGAGCGAAUGUUGGAGGACGACUAGGGCUUGUUUAAGAUGUGGGUCUACUGUGCUCCACGUUCGAGAGUGUUCACUAAGGGCUGAUCAGGUGCAAGCUACGGGUUCUGGUACUGAACAGCCACCGAGGGUAGUUCAACAGCCGUCUAGGGGCCGUGGUCAGGCUAAGGGUGGUAAUGGUAUGGGUCAUGGGCAAAAAACACUGGGCAGAGGUGCUGGACAGGCUGAGGCGAGACAGCCGGCCCUAGUUUAUGCUGCUCGUCACCGAAAGGAUAGAGAUGCUCCGGACGUCAUCACGGGGAUUCCGGUUGAAAGUACUUCUAGUGAGGUGACUAUGCUGAGCCCGCUGGGGCAAUCUGUUAGAGUUAGCAAACUAUACAGGGAUGUUCCUUUAGAGGUUCAAGGGAUGGUAUUUUUGGGUGAUUUGAUGGAGCUUCCAUUUGGGGAAUUGGGGAUGGACAGUUUGGUCAAGCAUCGUGUUAGUUUGAACUGUGCGACUAAGAGCGUAUUGGGAACUGAAUGGGGUAAUGAAGUAAUUGUGAUUGGGGAAUGUCGGAAUUACUUGGCUAACGUGAUCUCUGCACUGGUAGCUAAGAAACUGGUUCGUAAAGGAUGUGAGGCGUAUUUGGCCUACGUAAGUGUUUUCACUUCUGGGGACUCUACUGUUAAGGACAUCAGAACUAUGAGGGAUUUUCCAGACGUCUUUCUUGAGGAGCUACUAGGAUUACCUCUGAAUUGGGAAGUGGAGUUUGGGAUUGAGCUUCUCCCUAGUACAGCUCUGGUGCCUAUCGCUCCCUAUCGAAUGGCACGGAAAGAGCUUACGAACCUCAAGGCUCAAAUUCAAGAGUUAUUGGAUCGUCAGUUCAUCCGCCCUAGUGUGUCCCCGUGGUGA